AUGCCUUCCAUCUCCAAGGUCGCGUUGACGGCUCUCGCCUCAGUCCAGGGCGCCCAAGCCUGGGGUGCUUUGGGCCACGCAACUGUUGCCUACAUUGCCCAGCACUAUCUCACCUCUGCCACAGCGUCAUGGGCUCAGGGCGUCCUUGGCGAUACCUCCAGCUCGUACCUGGCCAACGUCGCCUCGUGGGCUGACGACUACCGAGCAACGACCGCUGGCAAGUGGUCUGCUCCCUUCCACUUCAUCGACGCCGAGGACAACCCGCCCACUUCAUGCAACGUCGACUAUGACCGCGACUGCGGCAGCUCUGGCUGCUCCAUCUCGGCCAUGGCCAACUACACCCAGCGCGUGGGAGACGGCCGCCUCUCCGCCGCCAACGUCCAGCAGGCGCUCAAGUUCCUCGUCCACUUUGUCGGCGAUCUGACGCAGCCUCUCCACGACGAGGCCUACGAGGUUGGCGGAAACGACAUCGAGGUCACCUACCAGGGCUACAGCGACAACCUGCACUCCGACUGGGACACUUACAUCCCCGAGACGCUGAUUGGCGGCGGCUCCCUGGCCGACGCGCAGACCUGGGCCAACACGCUCGUCAGCGACAUCACCUCCGGCUCGUACAAGUCCCAGGCCGCCAGCUGGAUCGCCGGCGACGACGUCAACGAUGUCAUCACCACGGCCACCCGCUGGGCCAGCGACGCCAACGCCUACGUCUGCACCGUCGUCAUGCCCAACGGCGCCGCCGCCCUGCAAAAGGGCGACCUGUACCCGACCUACUACAACUCCGUGAUUGGCACCGUCGAGCUGCAGAUUGCAAAGGCCGGCUACCGCCUGGGCAACUGGCUCAACAUGGUCUACAGCACCAACAUUGCCAAGCGUGAGGCCGGCGAUGAUGCCGCCCCCAAGCCUGAUCUGCUGGGCCGAGACUUGCUGCCUGCUGCCCGUCCUGCUACUCGUGCCAAGCUUGCGAGGGCGGCUAUGGAGGGCGCGUGCUGCAAGAGCCGAGACCACGACCACAAGCACUAA
Molecule: messenger RNA, 1020 nt
Organism: Trichoderma gamsii
Lineage: Eukaryota; Fungi; Ascomycota; Sordariomycetes; Hypocreales; Hypocreaceae
Exons: 2
Coding region: 1-1020 (339 amino acids)
Biological process (GO): DNA catabolic process
Molecular function (GO): endonuclease activity; nucleic acid binding
Source: RefSeq, a predicted model, not a curated record